ACAUGGACCACAAUAGCCACUUCCUUGCACAGGCAUCUACAUGUAUUGGCUGCAACACAUGUCCAGUUGUUGGUAGCAAUGGCUUUGAACAUGUUUGUGAGUCUACAGGAGGAGGUUAUCUCAGCUCAGAUGAUGAAGAUGAUGAGCUGUGUCUACAUUGUGCUUCCUCAAUCAACCCAAUAUGCCAUGCAGAAGAGACACUUGUAACAAAGCACUGUUGCUCAUCAGCAAACAAAUCCACGGCAAGACCUUCACAAGACCCAUCCUUCAAACAGAAGGCGAAGUCUAACUGUAAUUGUCAAAAUGAGACUGAUGCACAAACACAUAAUGGGAAUACUGACAAUUCCCGAUUGACUCAGGAUGCUGGGACACAAACGGCAGCUGUUCCAGCAUUGUCUUGCCAGGAUGUCUCAGUUCAGUGUUCGCUUAUUCAUGCAGACCAUCACAGCAGUUCCAGUUCCCAGUUUGUGACUGAUCAGAAAACUAGCGUCCCUGCCACUAGGAGGCAGUCUUUUCAUUUCAAUGGAUUGCUCACUCCAACAACAGGCAGUUCUCAAAAAGAUGGUUGCACAAGAGAAGGGAAGAUACCGUUGGGGGCAUCAGCAAAAAAAGAACAGGCACAGAGACUUCCAAAAUCACAAAUAGACUUCUAUUUCCACAAACCUCAAAGUCAGGCUAGCAUGAAAAUACCUCCAACACCAAUUUUGGGCAAAACAAUCAUCAAAGCAUCAGAACUAAAAGAAGAGCAGCAGUUGGAAAGCAGAAUGAAAAUAGAGAGGUGUGGGGGCCCACAGUUAGAAAGUGUGACGCAAAACUCUGUCAAGGACGUCAGGCGUGCAGAAGAACCUGUGAAAGAGAAGAACUUCCCGGCAGAGCGAGGUGCAAAUUGGGUCUCUGAGGAGACCAAGAAACUACAAGAAAUUGCAGACAUUUUGCUAAUGCUGAAGCAAAGAAAAAUAAGUUCAGGAAAUUAUACCAACUGUGAGUUCUAGAAGUAAAUGUUGUUACAUUGUUGCAAUAUGUUCUCUAUGGAUGAGGGGUUGAAAAUUGAAUCUAAAAAUACCAUCAACAUAAUACAAAUAACAUCAGAUAGUUAUAUAUCUUUAUUUUUAUUAUC
Molecule: messenger RNA, 1117 nt
Organism: Xyrauchen texanus (razorback sucker)
Lineage: Eukaryota; Metazoa; Chordata; Actinopteri; Cypriniformes; Catostomidae
Exons: 6
Coding region: 3-992 (329 amino acids)
Source: RefSeq, a predicted model, not a curated record